AGCUUCAUUCCCAGUUCGGAGCUCAAUGCGAUCAGAUCGCGAAAAAAAAAUUUAAAGUGGAUAGAAAAGUUUACCUUUGGUGUAAAACAAAAAUCAAGACCCUUUAUCAAGAAUCAAAAUUCUGGUGUACACGGUAGAAAUAAUUUCAAUUGAAGGCAAGAAGCGUAGGUCUGCGUAGGAUCAUCAAGGAUAUCAAGGAUUUACACCGCGACUGAAGCAGGAGGAUUUGAAGGCCAUCGGUGCGAGAAAAUCGAUAUACCUGAUCUGCAAGCAAACACCAGCGCCAAUCAAAGAUGUGCGACCCGUGUUGCUCCCCGUGCGAUCCCUGUUAUCCCUGCUAUCCUUGCGUUCCCGCUAGAGGUUGCAAGAGUCGUGAGCUACGAGGAGGGCUACUCAUUGCUAACUGUGAAUGUCUGAAACGAAAUGGUCUUCAACAUGAUUGCCCUCGUUCCGAGUGUCAGGGAAAACCAUGCUGUCUCACCAAACCGGAAGCCACCUGCUGUCCAUCGACGUACGCCCGCCGGUUCCGCAAUGUCACUAUGGGUAAUAAAACUAAUCCAGUCUGUCCAAAACGGUGUCGUGUAACAACCGUAGGAAGUGGCUGCAAUCCUUGUGGAGUGGAUUGCUAUUCGUGUGGACCAUGUGGACCGUGUGCUCCAUGUGGACCUUGUGGCCCGUGCGGCCCUUGUGGACCAUGUGGGCCGACUGCUUGUGGUCCUGUUUGCGAUCCCUGUUGUGGCCCCGUUUGUGACCCCAGCUGCCCUCCUGUGUGUGAUCCAUGUGCUUGCGUACCUCAAGGUGACUGUGGACCAUGCGGAGCUCCGACGCCGAACUGUAUGCCAUGUUACGAUCCCUGCACUCCGAGCAUUCCACCGCCCUGUGGUGACAUGUGCGCUCCCUACCCAACCUGUGGACCAUGCUAACCGUUAAAAUGAAUCCUGCCAUCGCACCAUGCUUUCAUCGUUCAUAAGCUCAAAUAAGUUGAUCAGUAGCUGCUCGUCGUAGAAGCCCUCCAGUAACAUUCUGCUUCAAAACAUAAAACAUCAUUAGUGCCAAUCAUCUGAUAUGUAAUUGCCCACAUCGCAAUGCGCUGCGCCACCUUUCUAGAAGCGCUAACAAAGUGUAUAAUCCUCGAGCACUAGAAAACUUGCACCAUUAGCAAUAAAGUUGUUUCUACCGUA
Molecule: messenger RNA, 1181 nt
Organism: Armigeres subalbatus
Lineage: Eukaryota; Metazoa; Arthropoda; Insecta; Diptera; Culicidae
Product: keratin-associated protein 5-4-like
Exons: 5
Coding region: 294-923 (209 amino acids)
Cellular component (GO): extracellular region
Source: RefSeq, a predicted model, not a curated record